CCAGUCCGUCUGGUGGUGGGAGUGGUCCUCAUGAAGGUCGUGUCGAGAUCUACUACCAGGGAGCAGUGGGUGCACUGUCUGUGAAAUUAAAUUGGGAUAUUGUUGAUGCAGAGACGUGGUGUGUAGGCAGCCUAGGCCUACUCUCGGGCCACUAGAGCCUCGGUCCUGCUGAUGUUUGGAGAGGGAAGUGGACCCUUUGGUUGCCAUACCUCAACUGCAUAGAUGGUUGAGAGUCAUUGGAUCCGUGUUAUCAUGGAGAGUGGGGUGAUAUGUCUGACGUGUUACCACUACCGAGAUGACUGACUCAGUUGUUCAGGUAAUGAUACAGGACUACUGCCCAUUUCGUCGCCUCUGAUGCUGCAACAGAGUAUGAGGGUCUUGUUGAGAUCCUACUGGAUGGUCAUCUCGGGGAGUGUGUGUCGGAGACGCUGGACCAGGAGGGCAUGCUGCCUGUUGUCUGCAGACGACUGGGACUUUGCCAGUGAAGGAGCUGACACUCUUCUGUCCUGCUUACUAUGGGGAGAGCUCCGGUCCAAUUUUGCUGAGUAAUGUGGAGUGCUCGGGACGGAGUUGUAUUUGAAGGACUGUCCAAGCUCUGGACUCUACAACACGCUGUACCCACUCCCAGGAUGUGGAGUUCGCUGCCUCUGCUGCUCCCAGUCUCUGAGUUUUCCAACCCUGUUCGUCUGGUGGUCAAUGGCUCCCAUGUCUCUACGACGAGGGUACAGUGAGAUCUACUACAACGGAGCUUGGAACACCAUCUGUGAUACAGAAUGGGACAUGGCUGAGGCCAUAGUGGCCUGUCGCAUGCUGGGAUUUAGAACUGCCUCCGGUGCUUAUUCCAGAUCUUUCUUUGGGUACGGGCGUCCAUCUCGACUGGAGGAUAACGUGAGGUGUGAUGGGACAGAGAGUGAACUGAGUGACUGCUUCUACCAGGAUCAGUAUCUUUAUGGCUGUGGCUACGAGAAUGCUGCCGGCAUUUCCUGCACUGAUGACACGGCACCAGUCCGUCUGGUUGGUGGGAGUGGUCCUCAUGAAGGUCGUGUUGAGAUCUACUACCAGGGACAGUGGGGCACUGUCUGUGAUGAUGGAUGGAGCCGGACCGAUGCUAAUGUGGUGUGUAAGCAGCUUGGCUAUGAUGGAGCCAUUUCAACACCGUAUGGGUUUGGACAGGGAUUAUUAUCGAGAAAGAUUUGGUUAAAGAGAGUUGCCUGCACUGGCUCUGAACGUGCACUGGACUUGUGUCCUCAUGCUGGAUGGGGACUCACCUACCCCUGUGCUAAUCGUGAUGCAGGGGUAGAAUGCGAAGAGUGUCGCAGUGACAACUUCAGUUGUUCAGGUGGAGGUUGUGUCUCUGGGAGGACUGUCUGCGAUGGUGUUGCCCAAUGCAAUGACAACAGUGAUGAGCUCAACUGUGUUUGCCUCCGCUACCAAUAUCAGUGCUCAAAUGAUGAAUGUGUUGAUGGGAGUGAUGAGUGCGAUGGGAAGGAAGACUGUUCAGAUGGUUCAGAUGAAAUGGACUGUUCCGUAAUUGACCCAUCAUCAUCAUAUCAUUUUCUGGACAAUUUGAGGUUAUGAUGAUAAUCAUCGUCUCAAUAUUAGUGUGCUUGUGCUGUGCUGUUUGCAUACCAGGCGUAAUAGUAGGCUACUACUGUAGUCGCUCAAAGGCUAAAUCCCGACCUACAGCACCAGCAGCUCGAAACACAUUGGGAGUAUAUGAAGUUUCUUUUUUGUCAGAGCCCAGUGCUCGCAAUCCAAUACCACCAGUUGGACCCAGUGAUUUCCCACCAGUUGGGCCCAGUGAUUUCCCUCCAGUUGGACCCAGUGUUCACAAUCCAAUACCACCAGUUAGACCCAGUCCAAUACCACCAGUGGAGAUGGGCAGACUGCCUGAAGGGAUACGAGAGACCCAGUUCCAUGAACCCUACACAUCUCGGUCAAAUGCUCCGCCAUCGUAUGAUGAAUCAGUUAGAAUGCCUUACAACCCUUCCAUGCUUCAGGGACAGUCCAACUCACUGCAACAGUUUUCUAAUCUUGGGCAGCGGGAGGAAGAGCGUCCACCUCCUUACACUCCUGCACCCCCCACCCCCGAGACUUUUAGCCGUCUCCCUGCUCACCCGAGUGCACCACCUGUUGUUGACUUGAGACAGGGAGUGGGCACUGAGCUCCCCCCAGGCCUUCCUUCUGCCCCACCUCUGACUGAAUCUUCACAACAAGAACCUCACCCACCCAGUGCUCCUACUCUGGAAGACAGUACUGCACCAGCUGUGGAAUCCAGCACAAGACUCUGAACUACUUUCCACGUUUUACAAUCCUAUUUUUUGAACAUUUUCAGCAAAUUUUUAAGCACCUUUCCCAUAAUUGUGUGCAGGUAAAGAGUAGACUUGAUCGAUAAUAAUUAUCGUUCACUAGCUAUGUGCAAUGGUACUGCUUGGCGUAGUGGUCCUAAUAAUUUACUAUGGUUGUGUU
This is a messenger RNA of Geodia barretti, 2469 nucleotides long. Lineage: Eukaryota; Metazoa; Porifera; Demospongiae; Tetractinellida; Geodiidae. The record is from the annotation of a GenBank genome assembly.